CACCCCAACUCCACUCCUCCCUGCCUCCCCACAGAGAAGGCCCAUCUCGUGGUCGAGCUUGCUCCCGCACCCGCGGCGGUGGCGGCGGCGACCAGAGGAAGAGGGCGCUGCCUGCUGGGGCUGGGAGCAUGGCCGGGGCGCUGCUCUUCCUCCUCAUCCUCCUCUGUCCCUUUGCAGAGGAGACGGCUGCUGCUGCAGGUAAACAAAGCGUUGUCCAUGAUGACUUGAAUUCAGGCCAGGUGACCAACCCCAUCACAACAGUCCCCUCCACUAACCCGACGCCCACCAUCAUCACCGUGCCUUCCACAAAUCCUACCAUCACCAUCCCUUCCUUGAACCCUUUGCCCACACCUAUCAUCGAAACCCCUCCUUCCACAGCGCCGCCAGUUCCAGUCAUAUAUCCACUGCCAACGCCUUUGAACUCCUCCCCACCGACUGUGCCGAUCACCAAUCCCGCUGUAACCACACCGUCCACUUUCCCUCCAUUGGCACCAUUCACCAACCCACCAGCGUCAAACCCAACACCUACACCGCCUCCUGCUCAAAUAAUCACAGCUCCAGCUGUGUCCAGUCAGCAGGUCUGGUGUGUGGUCAAGGCUGCUGGUUCAAGCGAAGCUGCGCUCCAGAACGCGCUCGACUACGCGUGCGGCAUUGGGGGAGCAGAUUGCUCAGCGAUUCAGCCAUCGGGGAGCUGCUACUAUCCAAAUACUCUCCAGGCCCAUGCGUCCUAUGCUUUCAACACCUAUUACCAGAGGAACCCUGCACCUUCAAGCUGUGACUUUGGGGGGACGGCAAUGCUCGUCACUGCUAAUCCAAGCUCAGGGAGCUGUGUUUUUGCAUCCUCAUCAAGCUCUACUGUUGGAUACAAUCCUGCCUCCACUGCUACUCCAUUGUCAUCAUCGUCUGGUUCUGAUUCUAGAUCACCAGUGCUGAAUGCUAGUGGGGCAGGCUCUUCAGAACCAUCAGAGUUUAGCCCAGACAUCCCAGGAGCAGUUGACAUGGACAACGGUUGGAGGUCAAUUAAUCCGCUCCACUGGUCCUGGGCAGCCCUGGUCUGGAUUCUGCAUUCUGUGUGCAUAUAGAAGGAAUGGUUUGAAAACACGCAGGAGCAAAAAGCUAGAGCGCUAGGAAGGUAGAGAUUUAGAGAAUCAGGCGGUCAGGCCUCUAAGUCUGUGAAUGUAUGAAGGUUUUUUUUUUGCGAUCGAAUGUAUGAAGUAUGUUAAUUGAUAAUUAGGGCAGUUGUAUGGUACUCCAGUUAGUAGUGAGAACUGGGAACUAAGUAGUUCUGAUGGAUGCACUCACCCUGACUGUUCACUCAGUAGAGUAGAUGUAGCUGCUGCUAGUUGUAUGGCAAACACUGUUUUGCCUCCUUUUGAUCCGAGAAACGUCCUAUGUGUGACUGAGCUAAACAACUGAUGGAAUACAUGGUCGUUUUGUUUUAGCU
Molecule: messenger RNA, 1444 nt
Organism: Panicum hallii
Lineage: Eukaryota; Viridiplantae; Streptophyta; Magnoliopsida; Poales; Poaceae
Product: glucan endo-1,3-beta-glucosidase 12-like
Exons: 4
Coding region: 129-1082 (317 amino acids)
Source: RefSeq, a predicted model, not a curated record